This is a messenger RNA of Phalacrocorax carbo (great cormorant), 2479 nucleotides long. The record is from RefSeq and is a predicted model, not a curated record. Lineage: Eukaryota; Metazoa; Chordata; Aves; Suliformes; Phalacrocoracidae.
UGUGCCUGUCUCCCUCUCCGCGUAGCUGCCCUCCCGGGACGCGAUGUCGCUCGCAGGCUGCGGCAGGGAUCACGCGUGCGGCCAGCGGCGCCGAGGCCGGCCCUGAGCCCGGGCACCGAGGGGCGCGACAUGCCCGCGGCCGCGGCAUGCCCUGCACCACCACCGGCACUUGCGGCACCUCCGGCACCGGCACCACGGGCACCGGCGGCACCACGGGCACCAGCGGCAGCCGCCGCCGCUCCGUCUCCUGAGGCGCUGGGGAAUAAAGCUGGCAAAGAUGAAGAAAAUUGGCUGGGCUCUCCUGGUACUCCAAGCUCUUCUGGUGCCUUUGGAUUUUGUUCGUGGAGCAGAGAAAAGUUAUCCCAUCCUGAACAUUGCAGUGAUUCUGGGAAGGACCAAGGAUAUCACAGAGAGAGAUAUCAGAGCUCUCUGGACGAGGGAAAUGUCAGCAGACCUGACUGUUGAUGUCAAUGUAGUGACCCUUCUGGUGAACCAGACUGACCCUAAAAGCAUCAUAACACAUGUUUGUGACUUGAUGUCAGGCACCAAGAUCCACGGAGUGGUUUUUGGAGAUGAUACUGAUCAGGAGGCAGUAGCUCAGAUUUUGGAUUUUAUUUCAUCUCAGACUUCUAUUCCAAUUCUUGGAAUUCAUGGCGGGGCCUCCAUGAUAAUGGCAGAUAAGGUAGGAAAAUUUAUUAAAUGCCUUUGCUAGUCUAAUGUACUUCACUAUGUUGGUCUCUAUCACAAAUAAUCGCUAGAAGCAGUUCAAAAAGGAUGCUUCUAAUUGUCUCUCUGUACUUUAAAAAAGAAAAAAAUACAUGGAGCAGUGUCCUCGUUGGUCACUCGCCAAAUAAUCUGAAAUAUUUUGGGGUUCAUGCCUGAAACUCAACUUUCUGUCCGUUGUAAAAAUAGUCCUAAUGAAAUGCUACUCUCCAGCACACUGAACGCUGAUCAGUUUAGAAUUUUUACUAGCAAAUAUGACAUAUGGUUGAAAAAACAACCUCAAAAUAGUGGGUCCAUAAAACCAUAUUGGGGAUAAGAUGUAAAAUUACAAGCAGAUAUUCUGUGGUGCUUAUAAGAAAUAGCAAGCAAUAGACCUGAAUGUGUCUGAGGACAAGAAUAGUAAUAGGACAAUCAUAUUAAGCUGGACUUUUGUGAUCUACUACAUUCUAUAAAUUAAGUAAUCUUGCAAACUUGAACCAGCUGUUAUGUUCACUAUGUUUAUUAAAUUAGAUUUUUGCUAACUGGAUAUUUCUAAUAUCCUAUUAUAGUUCAUGAAAAUCAACAAUAUUGUCUGAACUCUGGAGAUAAUGACAAAUUGUUUUGUUGGCAAACGUCUCUAUGUAAUCUGUUGUGAGACUGUGGAAUGACAAGUGUCUCAUGUACCCAGCUCCUAAACAUUGUAACCAUUAUUUAAAAAUCUCUAUUGGUACUGCAGUGUUGAUCUUGUAAAGUGAUCACUGCUGCUUCUGAAACAGGUGCUUAGCACCGCGCAGGACUAAGCUCUCUGGCAUGGACUGCUGCUUGGCCUGGAAGUCAGAGAGUAUCUCCCACCGUGGUGUAAAAGAGGAUAGACAGCUGAAGAGGGAGUUCAAGUGUGGGAAGUCACUUACUGGCUUUCCAGCACACAAGGCUUUUCAAUAUUAAUUGUAACUUAUUCCUGAUAUUUGUACCCUUUAGACUUCCUUAUUCAUUAAAUAUUGUUAUUCCUUGUAAGUGGCUUUUGAAUAGUACUUGAAUAGUAAAAAGCUCUCUGAAUCCAUCUAAAAAUGAAGUGGUCCACAUACAUUGUUUUGUAACUUGAGGGGAGAAAAAGAAGUGGGAAAAAUGCAAUGAUUAGUUACAGUUGAGGAGUCAGCUUUGAACUUUUAAAACUUUUUACCUCUGGGAAAGGCUUUUUCCACUGGGAUAAGAGAUCUGUCUCUCUUGGUGUUUUGAAUGGCCUUUCUUUAAAACUUAUGUUGUCAUACAAGUGGAGGACAAUAAGUGCUGAUUUAUAGCAGAGAUUCUAUAACAAUGGCUUUGACAUCUAUAUGGAAAGAUCAUUACAGUCAAUGCUACUACCUUAAAUGUAAUUGCAGUGACCAAGUCAGAGGCUGUUAUUUCUUGUGCUUUUAAAUUACUGUACAGAUUUACCCAUCUUUAUAAAGCUGGCUUUAUAUAUAUUUAGGAAUUUUAUUCAAUACAUAUUACACUCAACUUUCUAUGCCAGUAUAAGAACAUCUGAAGAUCCCAGCCAGUGCUGAGUGAUGAAACACUGGCAGAAAUCCUUACGGAAUCGACUUCACGCUCGGUAGCAGACGCAGGAUGUUACUGAUAUAGAUCUAUUUUUUACUUUCAUGUAGGAGCCUGUAGAAAAUGAAAUAGAUUGUAUUUUUUUUUCUCAGUAAGUUAAUGCUACUUUCAUUGUAUGCUAAUAUUGUCAUUAUUCUAUCAAUCUCUUUGAUUUUAGGGGUUAUCAGAGUUUGGUAAUAAAACA